AUGGCGGGCGUACCGACGCUGUGGCGGGCGACGGGGACGCUGCCAGCAGGCGCCGAGCUGCUCACACGUGUGCUGACCUACCUCGACGUUGCGAGCCUAUCAAGGCUGCUGCAAGUGGAGAAACGCAGUCGUAGCAACGCGCGGAAACUUUUCGCUGCCUCCCAGAGAGCUCGGACGCACAUGGCAUUGGCGUCGCUGUGCUUUUCUCGCCUGCGCGUGGAGUUCCAAGCGUAUUACCAGGAGCUGGAGACGCAAAACAUCCCGCGAUCCAGCGAUCCGCGCGUACCACCACGUGUCGAUGGCGGGUCUGUGACAUUGAAGCCCAUCGAGUUACCAAACGUUCACAAAGACGGUAUCACAACCCGUUUCGUAGCGGACGCCAACGCUGCGGGGAAGCGGCCGAUGCUGACGAAUGUGGUGCAGCGGAACCGUCGGAUAUACACUAUGAUCACUGUCAAGUUGCUGCGAUCGGGCAGUGCUAAUGACACCAGAGAAAAUGCCGCCGGUGAUGGUUUGGUGCUGCGCAGUUACUCAUACCUGAAGGAGUUUGGGGAGUGGAAGACGCCGACGUUGCCCGAGAAACGGAUGCUGGCGGUGGCCAGCGUUGGAAGUCGUCGUGGCAGAUUCGACCUGUGCUCGCAGGAUGGGAGUAUGGUUCUGGAGUUGGAGGUGCCGACCGGUACAGAUGCGCAGACGGAUUAUUACCUCGUGAAGCAAGCGUCGGUGUCGAUUCAUAUGCAAGAGCUCCUGCAGCAGCACUUUCACUCGCUGCGGCCGAUUCGAUCGCUUCCUGAACCUUCUCGACGAGAAUCGUGCAACAUUUCAAUCGCAUUUCGCUCAAUGGAUGGCGCCCUCGUUACUGGGUGCUGCAUAUCUGGGUAUAUUACGGUUGAGCGGCAGGAUAGUGGGGAGGACGAAGCAGCUCAAGACGGUCAAGAGCGACCAAGACAACGUACCGGGAUCGAGAAAUUUGAAAUUGUCACGUGCCGACACGAUGACGAUUCAGAGCGCAGCGUCAAGAUGGUGCUGCCUACUGACCCAGGCUACACAUGGAUUGAAGUACGCGGUACAGACGAAGGAGCUCCAUCCAGGCGACCCAGGCUGUACUUUUACGCGGUGGCACUUCACUACGGUUCGCGACAGGUACCAGAGCAACGCGACCUGCGCGUGAUGCAGCUCAAUUGGCUGCCUGGCGUUCUCGAGUCGUUCCCCACGCUUGAAUCUCGACGCCGACGAUGUCUAAAGGGCAACCUCCGAAUGGUAACUUCGUCGCACGCUGGCACACUGCAAGAGCUAACGCUAGUAGCCCAGCGAUUGCCGGCGGUUAGGCUAGAGAGAUACGCCGCGCGGAUCGAGUCCUACACGCGACACGAGCCAUGA
Messenger RNA from Phytophthora sojae, 1380 nucleotides. RefSeq lists its product as hypothetical. The transcript has 2 exons. NCBI's taxonomy places the organism in Eukaryota, Oomycota, Peronosporomycetes, Peronosporales, Peronosporaceae. The record is from RefSeq and is a predicted model, not a curated record. Bases 1 to 1380 code for a protein of 459 amino acids.